Molecule: messenger RNA, 1420 nt
Organism: Carcharodon carcharias (great white shark)
Lineage: Eukaryota; Metazoa; Chordata; Chondrichthyes; Lamniformes; Lamnidae
Exons: 3
Coding region: 396-1181 (261 amino acids)
Source: RefSeq, a predicted model, not a curated record
UCUUGAUCAUCAACCAAUCAACGCGCUCCUCACUGAAGAACGACUAGCCAAUCAGAACUGUGAAAUACGCUUGGUAGAGCGUGAUUGGUAAACAUUCACCAAUAACAGCUCAACUCGCCUUCGGCCAACCAGGACCGACGUCGGCUGGCGAGAAGGCGGAUUAUACUAUUAACCUGAGAGAGCCGGGUACUGCAAUCCCAGAAUGCUGAGCGGCCGGGCCGGCGCCUGCACAGAUUCCGCCUUUACGUCAAGCGAGGACUUAUUACGUCAUAAGGACUGAUGGUGUCACUCUCACAAGUGAAUUCCGAGCUGAAGAGGGAUUGGACCAGAAUCAACACAUCUCUCAGUCCAAACAAAUCAUUACAGCUACAUCUGGAAAUAUUUACUUAAUAUAGAUGAUAAUACCAAAUAAUUGGGUUUGUCCCUUUUUCAUCACUUUUGGAGCAUGUAUGAUACUAGCAACUAUUACCUGUUGUCUGUUUCACUUGAGGAAGACCAGAAACCGGAAAAAAGAGAUAACAGAAUGGGUGAAUGCCAUGAAAUAUGGGGGGAAAGUGUACCAUCCAUUACUACACUGGAUUAAGAACAACAGUGAUUUAUCCAUUAAAGCUAGAGUAUAUUGCUCAGGAAACGAGGAAUGCAAGAAAAGAAAGGUUUGGAAAACUCGCACUAUAUUACCAGUGAGAUAUAAGAAGAUAAUAGAGGAACCAAGUGUGCUUAAUCGUGAAGCAGGUGACUGUAACAGCCUGCCGAUUGGAAACAAGCCUUUCCCCAAGUCACCAGUGUAUGUCGCCUCUGGCGAAGCCAGUUCCCUGUAUAGUCAAAUUAAUAAUGAACAAGCCAACUGUAGGUCUUCCUUAUAUACUGAGAAAUCCCAACAGCAAGUCUUUCCAACUUCUCUUUUUCUGGAUGAAAAAUGUGCUGCUAUUCACAAGUAUGUAGUGGAACUUGAAGAACAGCAAUCUGGCAUUGCUUGCCCAGAUGUAAAUGAUUCAGUAAGUUCUUCAGACAACCAGGAAUGUUCAGACUCUAUUUCAACUAGACUAUCUGAUUUAAAAGCAGCAAAGCAUGAGGCUUCAACCAUCAAACAGGAGCACUGUAAGACACCAGUGUUGUCUGAAUCAAACUCAGAUACCCAGAAAUCCAAUGUUUAUUCUGUCCCUGACACUGUCUCUUUGUGAAGGUUUUCUCUUGUUUUUUUCAGAUUCUAUAUACCCACUGCAUCUGGCAGUAUUCAAAUAUGUUUAACGUGCCAAAUAGAGGUAUUUUAAGAAAUUCCACUAUUCUCACAGUCUGAAUAAUCAGCUUGGUUUUCAACUGUUCUUGUCUCAAUCACUUUCAGAUCCUCUCAAAGCUACUGUCUCCAAAUUUCAGUUUAUAAUCUAAGAAUAUUUUUGUCUUCUAUUCCACACCUGGUGUG